AUGGACUUGUUCUACCUCGGUCGUCAGCUCAUCACGACCCUGCCUUCCGGAAACGGUACCGAUGUCAGCGGUCUACCUAUCAAACUCCUCGAAGCGGUCGUUCCAGGUUACAGCCUCUUCGCAAAUGUUGCUCAGCAAUGGCUUGGCUUCGACGUGAGUUUGGUCAUGACUUGUAUCGCCUUCUUCUUCAUCGCCAAACGUGCUGUUGACUUCGUCUGGUUUCGUUUUUACGGCACGUUCCUCAACCACUUCACGAGCUCUGUGCAUAUCGAUGGCAGUGACGAGCUGUACACCACAGUCCUCAAGUGGAUCGCAGCAACCAGGCCCGAUCUUUCCAAACGCUCGCUCACUGCUCGUACACAAUACGGAUGUAUGUACGACUCCGACAGUGAAGAUGAAGACGAAGACGAGGAUGCAGACCUGCUUGCAAAAGUCGCCAUUGGUGAACAUGGCUACUUCAACUUCUCGAAGACUGCCGCACGCAUUCCACCUCGUUAUGAACCUGAUCAUGGCCAAUUCUGGUUCUCGUCUCCACGCGGCACCUUCCAGUUCAAGAAGACUGAAUACACCUUCCGUGGUAGUGAUGGCAUUGAGCGCACAGAGUCUUGUGUCGAUAUCUCCUGUGUCGGUCUCGAUACCAACCCCAUCAAACUGUUGCUCACCGACAUCAAGGCUUGGACUGUACGCAAAGAGGGAUCAAAGACCGUCAUCUGUAUACCAGCAAUGGAGCGCUGGAAUGGAUGGAUGAAAGGCUCCGAGCGUCCAUCCCGCCCACUCGACACUGUAAUCCUGGAUCCAGAGCAAAAGUUGCGCAUCUUGCAAGACAUGAAUGAGUACCUGCAUCCUCUGAGCUCAAGGUGGUAUGCUGCUCGUGGCAUACCAUACCGUCGCGGCUACCUGUUCUCCGGUCCUCCUGGAACUGGUAAGACGAGUUUGAGCUUCUCGCUCGCUGGUAUCUUUGGUCUAGAUAUUCACAUCGUCAAUCUCAUGGAUCCCAAUAUGACUGAGAGUAUGCUGGCAAGACUGUUCAACUACCUGCCGAAGAGAUGUAUUGUCUUGUUUGAGGAUAUUGAUGCAGCUGGAAUCAAGAAGCGACAGGACGAGUCCGAUUCUGAUUCUGACUCUGACUCUGACUCUGAGCCUGAGAAUGUUGAGAGAAAUGCAGUGAAGACGAAGGCUGGCAGGAGCAGAGCCACUCGUCAGGCCCGCUCGGAAUCUUCAUCUCCUUCGCCUCGCAAACGCCACCGCAGUCGUAAAACCACAUCGUCCUCCUCGUCUAACAACAAGGAUGAGCCUACCUCCAAGAUCUCGCUCUCCGGUCUGCUCAAUGUGAUCGACGGUGUAGCAACACAUGAAGGUCGCAUCCUCAUCAUGACGACCAACCAUCCUGAAAAGCUUGACCCAGCACUGGUACGCGCAGGAAGAGUUGACAUGCAAAUUAAAUUCUCGUACGCCACUACUCCGCAGAUCAAGAGUUUGUUUUUGAGAAUGUACACUGGGGAUAACAUCCCUACUGACACUACAAAAACCUUCUUGUCGACGGUGGGUAUCAAGAGAGACACAGAGAGUCUCGCUAGCAAUGAAGAUGGAGAGGCACUACUUACACAGGAUGAGCUGAAGGCUUUGAGUACGAGAUUUGCUGAGAAGCUGCCAGAGGGAAAGUUUGCUCCUUCUGAUGUGCAGGGAUAUCUACUGCUGUACAGGAAAAAGCCCAGAGAGGCCGUCGAUCAGGUCGAGGCUUGGAGGGAUGCAAAGCUCUUGGAGAUGGCUGAGAAGGAGAAGAACAAGGUUGUUGGAAAGAAGGUGAAGAAGACUUAA
Messenger RNA from Aureobasidium melanogenum CBS 110374, 1818 nucleotides. RefSeq names its product P-loop containing nucleoside triphosphate hydrolase protein. The transcript is spliced from 2 exons. Gene Ontology annotation, cellular component: mitochondrial inner membrane. The record is from RefSeq and is a predicted model, not a curated record. Gene Ontology annotation, molecular function: ATP binding; ATP hydrolysis activity. Gene Ontology annotation, biological process: mitochondrial respiratory chain complex III assembly; protein insertion into mitochondrial inner membrane from matrix. Lineage: Eukaryota; Fungi; Ascomycota; Dothideomycetes; Dothideales; Saccotheciaceae. Bases 1 to 1818 code for a protein of 605 amino acids.